CUGUCACAUCGCAUCGCACAGCCCUCGGCCCCAGCGCUUCCUGCUGCCUCUCCCGGCUCCGGCCCAGCUGCCUCCGCGCCUCUUGCGGGGGCCGGAGCGGGGAGGAGGAGCCGCUUCUCCCCCCUCCACCUCUUCCUCCGCCCGUUCCCGCCGGGCGGGUCUGGUGCGUGGCAAAGGCUCCGGCAGCCCCGGAGCUUUGUGGAGCCGCCGUCCGCCGGGUCUGUGCGGAGCGAGGCAGCGCCUGAAGCCGUCCCGUAGGCAGUGCCUGCAGCCGGUGUCAGUUCUCGGAGUGAGAUCCAGGCGGGGAAGUCGCCUCCAUGGUGCCCCCGGCGGUGCUGCUGCCCUGGGUGCUGCUGCCGCUGCUCGGGGUGCAGGGUGGCAGCGGCUCCAAGCAGGAAGAUAACCUGCUGGUUCUGACUGUUGCCACCAAGCAGACCGAGGGAUAUCGACGCUUUAGAAGAUCAGCCCAGUUCUUCAACUACAAAAUCCAGGUGCUUGGGCUGGAUGAGGAGUGGAAGGGUGGAGAUGACAAGAAGCCAGCAGGAGGUGGGCAAAAGGUCCGUCUCUUGAAAUCAGCUUUGAAGCAGCAUGGAGAUAAGGAAGACUUGAUCAUCCUUUUCACAGAAAGCUAUGAUGUACUGUUUGCAUCGGGCCCCACGGAACUGCUGAAGAAGUUCAAACAGGCCAAGAGCAAGGUGGUCUUCUCAGCAGAGAACUACAUCUACCCUGACAGAAAGUUGGAAGCCAAGUACCCUCCAGUGCGAGAUGGAAAACGCUUCCUGGGUUCUGGAGGCUUCAUAGGUUAUGCUCCAAACCUGAAAAAGCUUGUAGAGGAGUGGAAAGGAAAGGACGAUGACAGCGACCAGCUCUUCUACACGAAGAUCUUUUUGGAUCCGGAAAAAAGAGAGAAUAUCAACAUCAGUCUAGAUCAUAGAAGUCGGAUCUUCCAAAACCUAAAUGGAGCAUUAGAUGAGGUGGUUCUGAAGUUUGAAAACGCACGAGUGAGAGCAAGAAACUUGUUAUAUGACACUCUACCUGUAAUAAUUCAUGGAAAUGGACCCACCAAGCUGCAGCUGAACUACUUGGGAAACUACAUUCCUCAAAUAUGGACAUUUGAGACUGGCUGUACCGUGUGUGACGAAGGUCUGCGCAGCCUCACAGGUAUUAAGGAUGAAGCUCUGCCAAUGAUUCUGAUUGGCAUUUUCAUCGAGCAGCCCACCCCGUUUCUCUCCCAGUUUUUCUUGCGGCUUCUUAAUCUCCGUUACCCAAAGCAACGAAUUCAAGUCUUCAUUCACAACCACGAGCAACAUCACUCAAUGCAAGUGGACUCUUUUGUUAAGGAGCACAGCAAAGAGUAUCUUGCUAUGAAAGUGAUUGGACCAGAUGAUGAGGUGGAGAAUGCUGAGGCACGUAACUUGGGCAUGGAUUUGUGCAGGAAGGAUCCUGACUGCGACUAUUAUUUUAGCCUGGAUGCUGAAGUAGUUCUGAAGAACACAGAGACACUAAGGAUUCUUAUUGAACAGAACAAGUCAGUGAUUGCCCCCCUGGUGAGUCGGCAUGAGAAGCUGUGGUCCAACUUCUGGGGAGCACUGAGCCCUGAUGGGUAUUACGCCCGCUCAGAAGAUUACGUGGAUGUUGUCCAAAGGAGGAGGGUCGGGCUCUGGAAUGUUCCCUACAUCAGCAGCGUGUACAUGGUGAAAGGUAAAGUCCUGCGAUCAGAGCUUGACGAGGGAGAUCUCUUCCACGGUGGCAAGCUGGAUGCUGACAUGGCUUUCUGCCACAACGUGCGGAAUCGGGGAGUUUUCAUGUACUUGACAAAUCGGCAUCAGUUUGGACACAUACUGUCUUUGGAGAAUUACCAAACAACUCACCUCCACAAUGACCUCUGGCAAAUAUUCAGCAACCCUGAGGACUGGAGAGAAAAGUACAUCCAUGAAAACUACACAGCAGCUCUGAAGGGGAAAUUGGUAGAAAUGCCCUGCCCAGAUGUGUACUGGUUCCCCAUAUUCACUGACACUGCGUGUGAUGAGCUGGUGGAAGAAAUGGAGCAUUAUGGCAAGUGGUCCACAGGUGACAAUACGGACAGUAGAAUACAAGGAGGAUAUGAGAACGUCCCAACUAUUGACAUCCACAUGAACCAAAUCGGCUUUGAAAGAGAAUGGUAUAAGUUUCUUCUGGAAUAUAUUGCACCCAUCACAGAGAAACUGUACCCAGGAUACUAUACCAAGACUCAGUUUGAACUAGCCUUUGUGGUCCGCUACAAACCCGACGAGCAGCCUUCUCUAAUGCCCCAUCACGAUGCUUCCACCUUUACCAUUAACAUUGCUCUGAACAGGGUUGGAAUAGACUAUGAGGGAGGAGGCUGCCGGUUUUUGCGCUACAACUGUUCGAUUCGAGCUCCACGGAAAGGGUGGACUCUCAUGCAUCCAGGACGACUCACCCACUACCAUGAAGGUCUUCCAACCACCAAAGGAACCCGUUAUAUCGCAGUGUCUUUUAUUGACCCCUAGAGCCAUGCUGACAGGAAAGACCUUUCCCUGGCCCUGCUCACUGCUGACUUUGAGUGGAAACAGGGAAUAGUGCAGAGAGUCUCUAAGGUGUUGAUCAAAGAUAUAAGACUCCGCUGUUGGAAGAUCUCCCUCUCUGAUACUGCGGGUCAUAUCUAGAAACGUUGCUGUAGAAUUUGGAAGGAGAUUUUGUGCCUUCAUUUUUGAUUCUGCUCUUCAUCCGCUGUGUCUUGGAAAUGCGAUUUACUUGAAGCUUCACGGCUUGGUUGGCUUUACAGAAAUGCUUUCUUGGACUGGAAAUCCAGCUCUUUGGAGUCAAGUCACAAGCUUUCUCUCCAAGUAGCUGGAAUCUCUUUUUUAUAUCCACAGCAUAUACAGGACUGGACACUUAGAAAAUCAUUUCUGGAUACUAUACCAAACAUUAUCAAGGAGCUGGCUCCAAGAGUCGUAAUGGUUACAUGUCACACCAGAUGAAACUCAGUAGUAACAGCCUGAAGAUCAUCUGAAUCCUUACCUCUAUGCAGUCUUUGGAAACACAUCACAGAGUUCAAAGCAGCAGCAAUAGCAAUGUAGGUGCUUUGUGGUAGUCAAUGAAGGCCCAUUAAUUAUACAUUAUCUCUGGGAUUAGUCUGAAGACAUAGAAAAAAGAAAUAGCCUCCCUAUCUUCUGUUACUGCAGUUUAGGGAGGGCUUCAGUGCUGAAUCAGCUCAGCUCUAUCCUUGUUAAGAUCUACAAGCUCUAAUGAUGGGUUAACAACCCAGAGGCCCCACUGAUCUUUGGCCUCAUUCUCCUUCUUAGCGAUCAUUUGGGUAGUUCCCUUUGCAUCCAGCUUGUUUGAGCCAACGCUGUAGAAGAACUAUUUUCUGGUACUUAGAGGAAAUCAUUAUUUGGUAUUUCUAAUAUUUGAGAUUGCAAACCAAAGCAUCCCCCUGGGGAUGAGACUCAUAGAAAUGAGUGGGUGAGUGCUCAGAGGUUGUGGCAAACCAAUAAGGGAUAAAAAACUGCCUAGAAUUGAGCUGUGGGUAGAGGGGGAGCAGAGAAAAACCGUUGUAUUGCUGCCUGUGAGAGACCUGCUCUGCUUUUAGACACUAUUAUGUGUAUGAAGGCUGGUUUGUUUCACAGGCAGUACAUUCACAUUGGGAUUGGGGUGGACCCACAGGGCUGCUCUCUGAGGGCUCUUUAGGGUCUCCUUCAGUGCUGUGCAUCCACCAGGGGAGAAAAAACAGUUGAAAACGGUAAAAAUUCGUGCUGUAACCAAAUGAAGAGACUUUCCAGGCCCACGGUUGAGAAAACAUUGACAUGGUGUAUGUAUUUAUUUAGCUUCCCCACACACACACUUAUUUUAUUGUGUUUUUCCUCUGCCCGAUACUAUGAUCGGAAUCCGCGCGGAGCCGCUUCACACACAGAUUCCAACCGUGGCAAGUGGGAGGUGGGGAAAUUCGCAUUAAACUAUUCCCAAACGCUCA
Messenger RNA from Coturnix japonica (Japanese quail), 3973 nucleotides. RefSeq names its product procollagen-lysine,2-oxoglutarate 5-dioxygenase 1 (gene PLOD1). NCBI's taxonomy places the organism in Eukaryota, Metazoa, Chordata, Aves, Galliformes, Phasianidae. Gene Ontology annotation, biological process: peptidyl-lysine hydroxylation. The record is from RefSeq and is a predicted model, not a curated record. Gene Ontology annotation, molecular function: iron ion binding; L-ascorbic acid binding; procollagen-lysine 5-dioxygenase activity. Gene Ontology annotation, cellular component: endoplasmic reticulum.